AUGUCUAUGGACGACUUCACUUCGAUCAGCAUGCUGUCCCUGGCAAUGCUGGUGGGGUGUUAUGUGGCCGGAACCAUUCCUCUGGCUGUCAACUUCUCAGAGGUGAGUAGCACUCAAACUAUAACUUUGCUCAGUAACAAAAUUCUACUUGAAGUGGAGUCUUCAGCUGAAGUCCUUAGCUACUGAAAUUACUAUGCGCUUAAAUGCACACAUAUUAGUGUAGCAAAGGCGUAUCAAUCAGAUUUUGUUCAAACCGUCACAUACAAUUCUACUUCUUCAGCCUAAUAAUCGCUAUUGCGAGGCCAAAGGUCAUGUGUGGACUAUUGAUCCCUCUCUCCUGUCCUGUCCUGUUGGUGAACCCUCUGCCCUGGUUGUCCUGUCCUGUUGAUGAACCCCCUGUCCUGGUUGUCUGUCUGUUGAUGAACCCUCUGUCCUGGUUGUCCUGUCCUGUUGAUGAACCCUCUGUCCUGGUUGUCCUGUCCUGUUGAUGAACCCCCUGUCCUGGUUGUCCUGUCCUGCUGCUGAACCCUCUGCCCUGGUUGUCCUGUCCUGUUGAUGAACCCUCUGCCCUGGUUGUCCUGUCCUGCUGCUGAACCCUCUGUCCUGGUUGUCCUGUUGAUGAAUCCCCUGCCCUGGUUGUCCUGUUGAUGAACCCUCUGCCCUGGUUGUCCUGUCCUGUUGAUGAACCCUCUGUCCUGGUUGUCCUGUCCUGUUGAUGAACCCUCUGCCCUGGUUGUCCUGUCCUGCUGCUGAACCCUCUGCCCUGGUUGUCCUGCUGCUGAACCCUCUGUCCUCUCUGUCUUGUCCUGCAGGAGAAGCUGAAGCUGGUGACGGUCCUAGGAGCAGGGCUGCUGUGUGGUACUGCCCUGGCUGUCAUCAUCCCUGAGGGGGUCCAUGCCCUGUAUGAGGAGGUCCUGGAGGGUGAGACUCUAGGCUGCGUACCAAACACCACCCUAUUCCCUUUAUAGUGCACUACUUUAGACCAGGACCUAUGGGGCUCUAGUCAAAAGUAGUGCACUAUGUAAUGGUGAUUGUCUGUUCUGCAUGUGUUUGAGUUGUUGUGUCUGUAGGAAGCAGGGGUUAGAACCAAUAUUAUUUUCCAAUCGUUUCAUAAAUUGCUUUGGAGCGUCUGCUAAAUGACUAAAAUGUAAAUGAACAGAAUCAUCUUCUUUUUUUUUUUUGUUCCUUUUUAAACCUCUGAAAUUAUUUUUGUUUUACAUUUAGCUCAACAUUAAAUGAAUGACUUCACCAAUGGAGGGAGCAGCUUGCUAUGGAGCGGGCAUGCUAUGGACAUGCAUUGGACAGACAAGUGUAGGGUAGGAUGCCACUGAAAUGUAGUGGGUGAGGAGAGAGCUGGGCAUGAAGCGCUGGGCGUCUUGUUGUCAUGACAUGCAUUAUCUGAAUUAGGCCCACAGAAUUAUACCUACGGAGGAGCGGCUUCUAUGAAGGAACUUUGAAUGUCUUUAACAUUCAGAGAGUUGGCUUAACUAACGUUGGACCAGAGUUAACCCUUGAUCAUGACUCUCAGUUAUAUGACAUUUCACAUAAUGAUGCCUAGCCUUUUCUAGCGCUAGACCAGAGCCAGUUAACAAGCUUGUGUGCGAGAAUAAAAAAAAUCAAAACAUAUGUGGGAUUGGAAGUGAUGCAGACAAUUACAUUGAUGGUAGUUACAAUCUAUCUGCAAUAUUAAAGCUGAUCUACCCCCCCUAAAAAAUAAACAGAGCGGCACCAGAGUUAACCUACACACACACUGGCAAAGUUCAGCUGGCAGACACUGGCAUACGUUUCUGAAUGACAGUGAUGGCUUUGCCAAGGCGCUUUAUUGCGUUUUUUUGUGGGAUGUGAUAAAAAAAUACAGACUGUUUUUAGUUCUCGGUUCUGUUCCUAGAAAUGUUUUGUUGUUUUUCCGAUUUUGGGUUCUGUUCCCUGAACUGGUUCCAACCCCUGGUAGGAAGUGUUGUUAGCAAGUCCAAGUAGGUAACAGUGAGAACAUCUCUGAAUCUACUGUAUGGGUUAGGGUCUCUGAAUCUACUGUAUGGGUUAGGGUCUCUGAAUCUACUGUAUGGGUUAGGGUCUCUGAAUCUACUGUAUGGGUUAGGGUCUCUGAAUCUACUGUAUGGGUUAGGGUCUCUGAAUCUACUGUAUGGGUUAGGGUCUCUGAAUCUGCUGUAUGGGUUAGGGUCUCUGAAUCUACUGUAUGGGUUAGGGUCUCUGAAUCUACUGUAUGGGUUAGGGUCUCUGAAUCUGCUGUAUGGGUUAGGGUCUCUGAAUCUACUGUAUGGGUUAGGGUCUCUGAAUCUACUGUAUAUGGGGUUAGGGUCUCUGAAUCUACUGUAUGGGUUAGGGUCUCUGAAUCUACUGUAUGGGUUAGGGUCUCUGAAUCUACUGUAUGGGUUAGGGUCUCUGAAUCUACUGUAUGGGUUAGGGUCUCUGAAUCUACUGUAUGGGUUAGGGUCUCUGAAUCUACUGUAUAUGGGUUAGGGUCUCUGAAUCUACUGUAUGGGUUAGGGUCUCUGAAUCUACUGUAUGGGUUAGGGUCUCUGAAUCUACUGUAUGGGUUAGGGUCUCUGAAUAUACUGUAUGGGUUAGGGUCUCUGAAUCUACUGUAUGGGUUAGGGUCUCUGAAUCUACUGUAUAUGGGUUAGGGUCUCUGAAUCUACUGUAUGAGUUAGGGUCUCUGUCUCUCUCUCUCUGUAGGUGUGCACCAUGCCCCUGUCCAGGCGGAGGGGGUGGGGGUGUCUGAGCCCAAGGAGGGUGUGGAUGCAGCUCUGGGGGUCGGUGGGGAGCACAGCCACAGCCACCAACACCUCCAUGCCUACAUCGGGGUUUCCCUGGUCCUGGGGUUCGUCUUCAUGCUGCUGGUCGACCAGAUAGGAAGCGCCCACGUACACAGCAGCACUGACGGUCAGUCUGCACACACACACAUACAUAUAUAUACACACACACACACACACACACAGCAGCGCUGACGGUCAGUCUGCGCACACACACACACACACACACAUACAUAUAUACAGUGGGGGAAAAAGUAUUUAGUCAGUCACAGCAGCACUGACGGUCAGUCUGCACACACACACACAUAUAUAUAUACACAUACACACACACACACACACACACACAUAUAUAUAUAUACACACACACACACACACAGCAGCACUGACGGUCAGUCUGCACACACACACACAUAUAUAUAUACACAUACACACACCCACAGCAGCGCUGACGGUCAGUCUGGACAAUUAAUCAAAUGGCCACCCGGAGUAUUUACAUUGACUGACCCCCCCCCCCUUUGUUUUUACACUGCUGCUACUUACUGUUUAUUAUCUAUGCAUAGUCACUUUACCCCUACCUACAUGUACAAAUUACCUCGACUAACCUGUACCCCCGCACAUUGACUCGGUACCGGUACCCCCUGUAUAUAGCCUCGUUAUUGUUAUUUUAUUGUGUUACUUUUAUUUAAUUUUUUACUUUAGUUUAUUCAGUAAUUAUUUUCUAAACUCUAUUUCUUGAACUGCAUUGUUGGUUAAGGGCUUGUAAGUAACCAUUUCACGGUAAGGUCUACACCUGUUGUAUUCGGCGCAUGUGACAAAUAACAAUUUGAUUUGAUUUGACACACAGCAGUGGCAGCCAGUGUGGGAUGAGCUCAUCUCUCUCUCGGGGCCGUUUCCCUGGACAGUGAGCUCAUCUCUCUCGGGGCCGUUUCCCUGGACAGUGAGCUCAUCUCUCUCUCGGGGCCGUUUCCCUGGACAGUGAGCUCAUCUCUCUCGGGGCCGUUUCCCUGGACAGUGAGCUCAUCUCUCUCGGGGCCGUUUCCCUGGACAGUGAGCUCAUCUCUCUCGGGGCCGUUUCCCUGGACAGUGAGCUCAUCUCUCUCGGGGCCGUUUCCCUGGACAGUGAGCUCAUCUCUCUCGGGGCCGUUUCCCUGGACAGUGAGCUCAUCUCUCUCGGGGCCGUUUCACUGGACAGAUUAAGCCUAGUCCUGGCUCAGUGGAGCAUCGCCACGUCUCAAUCUGUCCAGGGAAAUCAGCCCUCAGGGUUCUGCUUUGUUACAGCGAGAUGUGUCCAUUGAGCGGUCUGUCUGAUUUGGUGCGUGCGUUUUGUUUAGAUCCGGAGUCUGCGAGGAUUGCCAGCUCAAAGAUCACCACAACCUUGGGACUGGUGGUCCACGCAGCAGGUAAGAUGGCUUCAUUAUACAAUGUUUCAGACCGAGACGUUUUAGGAAGAAGAGAGAGUGGAAGGCUAUGGAGGCUUGUUGGAGGAUUCUGCAUCUAUCUAUUCUACAUACUGUGUGUGGAUUGCCAAUUAUUUCGGGUAUAUAUUCUGUUUAUUAAAGCAGCACCAUUCAUCAGGUUAAAUUCCUGGUACAUACGCACCGAGUAUACCAAACAUUAUGAACACCUUCCUAAUAUUGAGUUGCGCACCCUUUUGCCCUCAGAACAGCCUCAAUUUGUCGGGGCAUGGACUCUACAAGGUGUCGAGCGUUCCACAGGGAUGCUGGCCCAUGUUGACUCCAAUGCUUCCCACAGUUGUGUCAAGUUGGCUGGAUGUCCUUUGGGUGGUGGACCAUUCUUGAUACACAUGAGCGUGAAAAACUGUUGAGCGUGGAAAAACCCAGCAGCGUUGCAGUUCUUGACAAAAAUCGGUGUGCCUGGCACCUACUACCAUACCCCGUUCAAAGGCACACAUACACAAUCCAUGUCUCAAUUGACUCAAGGUUUACAAAUCGUUCUUUAACCUGUCUCCUCCCCUUCAUCUACACUGAUUGAACAAGUGACAUCAAUAAGGGAUCAUAGCUUUCACCUGGAUUUACCUGGUCAGUGUGUGUGAAUGGCGGGAACCCGGUUACCGAGAUUUUACCGGGAAUCACCGCCCAGAACCACUCCCUUUUCACGGGAUAAAUAACUGAGAGAAACCGAUCAAAUUAUUAUAAAAUAUUUCUAUGAACAGCAUGGCGUGAAAUGGAGUUGUUUAAAUGAUAUGUGAUGUCUAAAUCUGGCUUCUCUACGACCUCUGCAUGAUGAAUCAACGCUCAGGGUGGGGACAGACCCAUCUCAGUAUGGAGUGCAGUUCACAAUGCAUGUAGACCUAUCAUCUCACCAUGGUACCAAUGCAUGUGGACCUAUCAUCUCACCAUGGUACCAAUGCAUGUAGACCUAUCAUCUCACCAUGGUACCAAUGCAUGUAGACCUAUCAUCUCACCAUGGUACCAAUGCAUGUAGACCUAUCAUCUCAUCAUGGUACCAAUGCAUGUGGACCUAUCAUCUCACCAUGGUACCAAUGCAUGUGGACCUAUCAUCUCACCAUGGUCACUUUGUUUCUUGUCACAGGUAGGCCCUGCAUUUGCUGCAGCAUAGCCUAUGCUACAUUAAUAUAACGACCGAAUGCGUGUCUAAUUGACCUAUCUUUAGAGCAGGUGUUUCUUAAAUGUUUUGUAUAAUGUACAUGGCAAAUAAAGGUGAUUUCUGAUCUUCCAGCGGACGGCGUGGCUCUCGGAGCAGCCGCCUCCACCUCCCAGACCAGUGUUCAGCUCAUUGUCUUCGUGGCCAUCAUGCUUCACAAGGUACAGAACAGUGCCAAUAACAACCCUUUCAUCUUUCCUGUCUGCAUCUUGUGUUUCAGCGCUCCAUCUCAGUGUGUAUGUAAUGCAGUGUCACUGUGUUGCAGUAUAGCUUCCCUCCAUCCUCACUCGGUAUUGGAUCCUCUGUCUCUCAAACACACUUGACGUGACCACCCUCUUGAAAAAUCUGGCAAUUUGAUGGCACGAGGAGUUAGUUUAACCAAUUCAACUCAGUUUCACGUAACUGCCCAAAAUAAUGGAAGCACUUCAGUAAAUUAGGGAAACAAAUGUAUAUUGAAAGCUUCCACCCAGGUGUGGUAUUAACAUCCCAGGGAAAGUAACUGAGCUGAAUGACUACAGACCCGUAGCGCUCACUUCCGUCAUCCUGAAGUGCUUCUGGUGGCUAGUCAAAGACCACAUCACCUCCUCCCUCCCCAAGACACUCGACCCUCUCCAAUUCACCUACCGACCUGACAGAUCCACGGACGAUGCAGGCGCCGUUGCAGGCCUGGAUUUAUGUGAUUUUAGGGGCCAUUUUGGCUUUCAAGAGGCCCAAUCUGCCUGGGCACCAAGGUCAUUAACCAAAAUAGCCAAUUUAAAUAGAUUUGAAAACCAAAAAACACUAGCUAUUCUGUUAAGAAUGUAUGUAAGUGUAUAUAAAUGUACACAAUCUUUAAUGAGACUUUUUAAUUACAUAUAUACAGUGCAUUAGGAAAGUAUUCAGACCCCUUUUCCCACAUUUUGUUACAUUACAGCCUUAUUCAGAAAUUGAUUAAAUAAAUGUUUUCCCUCAGCAAUCAAUACACAAUACCCCAUAAUGACAAAGGGAAAACAGGUUUUUAGACAUUUUUGCUAAUUUAUUACAAAUAAAAAACAGAAAUACCUUAUUUUCAGACCCUUUGCUAUGAGACUUGAAAUUGAGCUCAGGUGCAUCCUGCUUCCAUUCAUCAUCCUUGAGAUGUUUCUACAACUUGAUUGGAGUCCACCUGUGGUAAAUUCAAUUGAUUGGAUAUGAUUUGGAAUGGCACACACCUGUCUAUAUAAGGUCCCACAGUUGACAGUGCAUGUCAGCAAAAACCAAGCCAUGAGGUCGAAGGACUUGUCCGUAGAGCUCCGAGACAGGAUUGUGUCGAGGCAUGGAUCUGGGGAAGGGUACCAAAACAUUUCUGCAGCAUUGAAGGUUCCCAAGAACACAGUGGCCUCCAUCAUUCUUAAAUGGAAGAAGUUUGGAACCACCAAGACUCUUCCUAGAGCUGGCCGUCCGGCCAAACUGAGCAAUCGAGGGAGAAGGGCCUUGGUCAGGGAGGUGACCAAGAACCCGAUGGUCACUCUGACAGAGGUCCAGAGUUCCUCUGUGGUAAUGGGAGAAACUUCCAGAAGGACAACCAUCUCUGCAGCACUCCACCAAUCAGGCCUUUAUAGUAGAGUGGCCAGAUGGAAGUUUGCCAAAAGGCACCUAAAGACUCUCAAACCAUGAGAAACAAGAUUCUCUGGUCUGAUGAAACCAAGAUUAAACUCUUUGGCCUGAAUGCCAAGCGUCACGUCUGGAGGAAACCUGGCACCAUCCCUACGGUGAAGCAUGGUGGUGGCAGCAUCAUGCUGUGGGGCUGUUUUUCAGUGGCAGGGACUGGGAGACUAGUCAGGAUCGAGGGAAAGAUGAACGGAGCAAAGAACAGAGAGAUCCUUGAUGAAAACCUGCUCCAGAGCGCUCAGGACCUCAGACUGGGGUGAAGGUUUCACCUUCCAACAGGACAACAACCUUAAGCACACAGCCAAGACAACGCAGGAGUGGCUUCGGGACAAGUCUCUGAAUGUCCUUGAGUGGCCCAGCCAGAGCCAGGACUUGAACCUGAUCGAACAUCUCUGGAGAGACCUGAAAAUAGCUGUGCAGCGACGCUCCCCAUCCAACCUGACAGAGCUUGAGAGGAUCUGCAGAGAAGAAUGGGAGAAACUCCCCAAAGCUUGUAGCGUCAUACCCAAGAAGCCUCGAGGCUGUAAUCGCUGCCAAAGGUGCUUCAACAAAAUACUGAGUAAAGGUACAGAAUACUUAUGUAAAUGUGAUUAUUAUUUUUUUUUAUUAGCAAAAAAAUCUAAAAACCUGUUUUUGCUUUGUCAUUAUGGGGUAUUGUGUGUAGAUUGAUGAGGGAAAAAAUGAUUUAAUCAAUUUUAGAAUAAGGCUGUAAUGUAACUAACAAAAUGUGGAAAAAGUCAAGGGGUCUGAAUACUUUCCGAAUGCACUGUAUAGGCUAAACGCCAGUCAUGUUUGACAAAUAUAAUGUAGGAUUAUUAAUAUCUAAAGGCUUGAUUCUGUCCACAUACUUUAGGCACUGUUCGUUCAGUUGGGGAGACAAAGGCCAGUGCCUGUUUGAGCAGGUUUGCAAUCAAUCUUUUGGAAUUAUUUAACCAUAAACGUUUAAAACCUUCUUUUUUUUUGUCAUUUUAUGAGGCAUGCCUUACCGUGUUCCGACCAUAGGAAUGUUAAGGGAAUUAUUUUAUAAACACUUCCUCAUAGCAAUGGAAUCCCAGUAUUUCUCUCAUGUUCUCAACUUUAUUUUGUUCUCCAGCAGCCAAAGACACAAUCCUAGUCAUAUUAACAACCCGUGCUAGUUGUUGCAUCUUUAGAUCUUCCCUCUUUCUAAAUUUCUAAAGGAUAUUUUUUAUAUCUGUCAUAUGAAACUGCUCUCAUUUGCAGUGCGCUUUUGAGAAGGGUGUUUUCCCGCUAAUUGCAUUUUGGAACAUUCGUGCUUAUAGCCUGCUGCCGUGUGCCCAUUGCUGCGUUUAUAAUAUGAAGAAACAGACUAAUAGUUUAUCAACAUUUUAAGCUAAACGUUCUGAUCUGUUGCAUCAGCCUCGUUGCUUUUUGAUCUACAGUAGUUGUAUUAAUUUGGGAUCUAUCAUUCCACAACUGUCCCAGAGUCUGUUUGGAAUAUUUCUUUCUCGCACAGAACGACAAGCUGACCAAUAGAAUAGGUCAAAAUGUGUACUAUGGGGGAUAGUAGUUUGAAAUAGACUAGUGCUUUUGCAGUUAAUUACUCAUCUUGUUGGCUGACAAAAAGUAAAUGUGGACAGUUCUUCAAACAUCUUCAAUAUGCGCCUCGGAAUUGGAUAAGGGCGCGUGCCGUUGCAUCCCCAAUGUGUCUAUCUUCACUUGUAGCCUACUGAGUCCUGUGAGAAGGACCCAAUCACGUGACAGGCAUUGGCUAAUAAGAAUUGAGAGAUCUGAGAGAACCGUGUGCUUUGGAGUGCGGCGAUUGGCAGCCGGGAGAUGGGAAUUAUAAUGAUUGUUUUCAGCCCAAGGGCACAAGGGCCAGUUUAGCCACAAGGCAUGUUUUUUUUUGUUGAGGGCAUUAAGGCCACAGACGGGUGGCCGCCGGGACAUUUGAGGCCUGGACACACUGCCUUCCUGACGGCCUCCCCCUGCUGCCUCCCCUUCAUCUACACUGAUUGAAGUGGAUUUAACAAGUGACAUCAAUAAGGGAUCAUAGCUUUCAUCUGGAUUACCUUGUCAGUCUGUCAUGGAAAGAGCAGGAGUUCUUAAUGUUUUGUACACGCCGUGUGUGUUUAAACCCUGUCUCUGUCUUUCCCCCAGGCCCCAGCAGCCUUUGGCCUGGUCUCUUUCCUGAUGCAUGCUGGUCUGGAGAGGAACCGGAUCCGUAAACACCUGCUGGUCUUCGCCCUGGCAGCACCUGUCCUCGCCAUGGUUACCUUUGUAGGACUCAGCCAGGUCAGUUGGUGGUCUUUGACCUCCCCACUACCCCCCUCUCCAAUACCCCACUACCCCCCUCUCCAAUACCCCACUACCCCCUCCAAUACCCCCAAAGGGACCCCACGACCCCGCCGCCAAGACCCCACGACCACCCGCGCCAAGACCCCACGACCCCCCGCGCCAAGACCCCACGACCCCCCGCGCCAAGACGCCACGACCCCCGAGCCCAAGACCCCACGACCCCCCGCGCCAAGACCCCACGACCCCCGCCCAAGACGCCCACGACCCCCCGCGCCAAGACCCCACGACCCCCCGCGCCAAGACCCACGACCCCCGCGCCAAGACCCCACGACCCCCCGCGCCAAGACCCCAGACCCCGCGCCAAGACGCACGACCCCCCGCCAAGGACCCCACCACGCCCCCCGCGCCAAACCCCACGACCCCCGCGCCAAGACGCCCACGACCCCCCGCGCCAAGACCCCACGACCCCCCGCGCAAGACCCACGACCCCCGCGCCAAGACUCACGACCCCCCGCGCCAGACCCCACGACCCCCCGCGCCAAGACCCCACGACCCCCGCGCCAAGACGCCAAGACCCCACGACCCCGCGCCAAGACGCCACGACCCGGCGCGCCAAGACCCCACGACCCCCGCGCCAAGACCCCACGACCCCCAGCCACAAGACCCCACGACCCGGGCGCCCAAGACCCACGACCCUCCGCCCCAAGACGCCACGACCCCCCCCCAAGACCCCACACCCCGCUGCCAAUACCCCACGACCCCCGCUGCCAAGAACCCCACGACCCCCCGCCAAGACCCACGACCCCCCGCGCCAAGACCCCACACCCCUCCAUCCCCAGACCCCCCAAGACCCACACCCCCCUCAAGACCCCACUACCCCCGCGCCAAUACCCACGACCCCCGCCAAGACCCCACGACCCCCCGGCAAGACCCCACGACCCCCGCGCCAAACCCCACACCCCCCCGGCCAAACCCCACACCGCGCGCCAAGACCCACUACCCCCUCCCAAACCCCACGACCCUGCUGCGCCAACCCCAACCCCCCCUCUACCCCACCGCGCCAAGACCCCACGACCCCCCUCCAAGUACCCCACGACCCCCGCGCCAAGACCCCACGACCCCCCCCCCAAGACCCCCAAUGACCCCCGCCCAAGUACCCACGACCCCCCCGCGCCAAGACCCCCACGACCCGGCGCCCAAGACCCCACUACCCCCCGCGCCAAUACCCCCACCCCGCACCCCCCGCGCCAAGACCCCACGACCCGGCGCGCCAAGCCCCCAACACCCCCCCCAGGACCCCACGACCCCCGCCCAAACGCCACGCACCCCCCGCCCAAGACCCCACGACCCCUGCCCAAACCCCACGACCCCCCGCGCCAAACCCCCACGACCCCCCGCCAAACCCCACUCCCCCCGCCAAGACCCCACGACCCUCCCCCAAGACCCCACACCCCCUCGCCAAGUACCCCAACUACCCCGCCCAAACCCCACGACCCGCCUCUCAAGACCCCACUACCCCCCGCCAGACCCCACGACCCCCGCGCCAAGACCCCACGACCCCCCGCCCAAACCCCACGACCCCCCGCGCCAAUGACCCCACGACCCCUCGCCAAGACCCCCACGACCCCCCCGCCAAGACCCCCACGACCCCCCGCCAAGACCCCAACCCCCCGCCCAAGACCCCACACCCCCCGCGCCAAGACCCCACGACCCCCCCCGCCAAGACCCCCACGACCCAUGGCCGCCAAGACCCCACGACCCCCCGCGCCAAGACCCCACACCCCCCUCCCAAACCCCACCUGACCACCCCGCGUCCAAGACCCCACACCCCCCGCCCAAAACCCCACUACCUUCUCGCCAAUACCCCACACCCCCCGCCCAAGACCCCACACCCCCCGCGCCAAGACCCCACGACCCGGCCGCGCCAAGACCCCACGACCCCCCUGCGCCAAACCCCACGACCCCCCCCCAAAGCCAACCCCCAAACCCACCCCCCGCUCCAAACCCCACACACCCCCCGCCAAACGACCCCCACAGACCCCCGCGCCAAAACCCCACGACCCGCCGCCACAGACCCCACGACCCCCCGCCCCGCUCCAAUACCCCACUACCCUUCUCUCCAAUACCCCACUACCCCCCUCCAACCCCCACACCCCCCUCUCCAAUACCCCCUACCCUUCCAAAUCCCCACACUACCCCACCUCAAUACCACUAACCACUCUCCAAUACCCCCCUCACCUCUACCAAAUACCCCACACACCAAACCCUACCCUCCAAUACCCCACUACCCCCUCUCCAAUACCCCACUACCCCCCUCUCCAAUACCCCCACUACCCCUCUCCAUACCCCCUACCCCCUCUCCAAUACCCCAAUACCCCAAUAACCUCCUCCCUAUCUAACAACCCCCAUGUUGUUGUCCUCUCCCCUCCAGAGCAGUAAAGAGGCGCUGUCAGACGUGAACGCCACAGGCGUGGCCAUGCUGUUCUCUGCCGGGACCUUCCUGUAUGUCGCCACCGUACACGUUCUGCCUGAGGUGGGCGGGACCGGACACAGCCACUCCCCCGCUCCGGGGAAGGAAGCAGCGAAGGGGCUGAGCAAGGUGGAGGUUGGGGCUCUGGUUCUGGGUUGUCUGAUACCACUGGUGCUGUCCGUUGGACACCAGCACUAGAGAGAC
Molecule: messenger RNA, 11958 nt
Organism: Coregonus sp. 'balchen'
Lineage: Eukaryota; Metazoa; Chordata; Actinopteri; Salmoniformes; Salmonidae
Source: the annotation of a GenBank genome assembly